Messenger RNA from Gallus gallus (chicken), 646 nucleotides. RefSeq names its product maestro heat-like repeat-containing protein family member 2A. NCBI's taxonomy places the organism in Eukaryota, Metazoa, Chordata, Aves, Galliformes, Phasianidae. The record is from RefSeq and is a predicted model, not a curated record. Gene Ontology annotation, cellular component: cytoplasm. The coding region runs from base 8 to 646 and encodes 212 amino acids. The transcript is spliced from 6 exons.
CGUGAGGAUGGCUGCCAGCAAUGUCCUGGUGGCUCUGGCCCGGACACACUUCACCUUGGUGAUGGCCGAGCUCCAGGGCCACCUGAAGGCCGUGGGGGAGAUGUCGAAGGAGUUUGUGCUCGUCACCCUGAGCAAACUGUUCACCAGCUACGCUCCACAGUGCAUCUCCUUCGUGUGGCUGACGCUGGCCGGCCUGCGCAGUGUGGUGAGCUGGGUGAGAGGCGGCCGGACCCUGCGCAUUGCUUGUGCUGUUGUGAAACAAUGGCUGGAAGGAGUCAAGGUUCACUUGUGCUCUGGAAAGCAAUGCCCCUGGCCUGCCAUGGAGAGCGAGCGGAUCUACCAGAAUCUUUCCCAGCUCUUCUGCUCUGUGCUGAGGCACUGGCAGGACUGCAAGGAGGAAAAGGACAAACAGGCCGUCCUCGGGGCUGUGGCUACCAUGAUUGGCUGUCCUCCUGCAAGAGGAGCGGCCCCGAGAGCACAGCCUCAAUAUCUUCCUGGAGGCCUUAGAGGGAGUUCAAUCUGUCAUCCGAAGGACAAGUUUCUGGCCAUCACCAGUGCUGUGUUCUACCAGCUCUCUGAUGACACCAAGGAGCACAGCGAGGCUGACAGAGCAGAGCUGACCCACUGCAUCCCUGCUGCAGGGUAA